GCUAAAGCACAAAAUGGUGGAAAAUGUCAACUCUGUUAUUGUCAACUCUGUUAGUGGUUUAAAAAGUUUAACGUUAACAGAGUUGACAAUAAGUAACAGAGUCAAAUGUUCCCUAUCACAUUUAAGCAUCUUGCAUUAUUUUACAUUUAUUAUGGAUUCAUUUUAUUGUAAAUUAUACAUUUGUUGUAUAUCAUUCCAGGUUAAGGAAAAUGAAUGAUAGGUAAAUGAAGCUGUCAGCAGCAGAAAGGCAGCGGCAAUACAGGGCACGGCGAGAUGCCGACCCUGUAAGGAAGGCAGAAAAUUUGAGAAAGGACAGAGAAAGACGGGACAAAAGGAAAACUGCAGGGCAGACAAACAAAGUGGCUGAUCUGGGUGAAAGGGAGAAAAGGUACAAGCGCAGGUAUUGGAGAGAGACACAGCAGAGGUGCAGAGAAAACAGGCAGAGACUUGUAGAGAUGACACCACCACAAAGUCCUGAACCAGACCAAGAACCACAGAUAUCCAGACAAAGGCAGUCAGGACGAAGAAAAAUCAAACGGGAGAACUCCAAACUAUACAGAGAAAUAGAAAAAUUGAAGAUUUUGCUGAAAAAGAAAACAACCGCUGUCCGAAAAUACCAGAAACGCCUUCAGAGACUGACGUGUGUGUCUGAAUCCCCUCGAUCAAAAACACGGAAGCAGUUAAGAAGACAUAAAGUCCCUGCAGAGAUUCAAAAAACCCUCUUUUUUUCAUAAUGCACUGAUAAAUCGUAUCAGACAAAAGUACCAAGACACUAAAGAGAGAGUGCGUCAGUUUAUUUCACAAACUGUGUCAGGAAAGAUAAUAAAACAUUACAAACUACAGAA
Molecule: messenger RNA, 845 nt
Organism: Onychostoma macrolepis
Lineage: Eukaryota; Metazoa; Chordata; Actinopteri; Cypriniformes; Cyprinidae
Exons: 2
Coding region: 225-734 (169 amino acids)
Source: RefSeq, a predicted model, not a curated record